UGUCGUUUGCGUAACAAAUAGCUCUGAUAAAUACUGUUUCGUCGUGAUUAUUUCAUGUAUAUUUUAAGAAUAUUGAGUUCAACGUAUAAGUGCUAAUAUUCAGAUAAUUGUAUUCAAAAAUAAAGCAAAAACAAAAUGGGGAAAGGAUUCAAUAAUUAUAUGUGUAAAAAGUUCUUCCAUCCAGCGUCUAGAGAUAAUUUGAAACGGGUAUGGAUGGCAGAACAGAAAACAGAAGCUUAUAAAAAAAAGCAAGAAGAAUUAAGAGUACAGUAUGAGAAAGAGCAAGAAUUACAUGAAAAUAAAGCUCUAUUGAGUAAAGACAGUAAAGAUAAACUAAGUUUAAAUUUCAUGUAUGAGCCUCCACCAGGAGUUAAAAAGGAGAGAGAACGGGAAGACAAUGAACCUGAAUACAAAUUUGAGUGGCAACGCAAAUAUAAUGCUCCUAGAGAAAGCUAUUGCAAAGGCGACAAUGAAAUCAGAGACCAACCAUUUGGUAUUCUGGUCAGAAAUGUCAGAUGUAUUAAAUGCCAUAAAUGGGGACAUAUAAACACAGAUAAAGAAUGUUCGAUGUAUUCUCUGUCAAUGAGCGAAGCAAGAGCUCUUCAAGCCUCAGCUUCUGCUCCUGAAGAAGAAGAAGAAGAAAAACCCGAUGUUCCUACAUUGAUGCAACAAAUGAGAGAGACAGGUCUUGUGAUGAAGGCGGGAGCUAUGCCUCUUGCAGCUAAUAGAGUUCUUGAUACUGACUCAUCACUUACUGAAACUGAUCUUAUUAGCCAGCUAACAAAGAAACAAAAGAAAAAGCUAUUAAAAAAAUUGGAGAAACUAGAAAAAAAGAAGGAGAAAAAACAUAAACAUAAACCCAAACAUUAAAUAUAUGUUGUAGAAAAAGUACAAAAGAGGUGUUGCUAAAUAAUAGUUCUAGAAGUAGGAUUAUAUAACUAUAAAUCAUUUAUUUCAAUAAAAAGAAUAUUCUUACAUAAGAGAACAAUAUUUCACACA
Messenger RNA from Melitaea cinxia (Glanville fritillary), 999 nucleotides. Its product is annotated as corepressor interacting with RBPJ 1. Lineage: Eukaryota; Metazoa; Arthropoda; Insecta; Lepidoptera; Nymphalidae. The coding region runs from base 136 to 870 and encodes 244 amino acids. The record is from RefSeq and is a predicted model, not a curated record. Gene Ontology annotation, molecular function: transcription corepressor activity. The transcript has 5 exons. Gene Ontology annotation, biological process: negative regulation of DNA-templated transcription. Gene Ontology annotation, cellular component: nucleus.